Ceutorhynchus assimilis (cabbage seed weevil) is the source of this 2581-nucleotide messenger RNA. The record is from the annotation of a GenBank genome assembly. Lineage: Eukaryota; Metazoa; Arthropoda; Insecta; Coleoptera; Curculionidae.
GACAGUCGGAUGCUGACGGUCUCUUCCGGAUUUAUCCCGAAAAACGGUCCAGAGGAAAAUAGCGCGAAGUCGCGUAAAUUUGAAAGUUCGGAUGAAAAGUGUUUGGUUAUUGGAAGUUAUUUGUGUGGAUUUUUUCAAUUGUUAAUAUUGCCUGAUCGCAGCAACAAAGUGAAACCGAGUAAUAAAUGUGACUGAGUUUACACCAAAAGUUCGGUUCGAUGUUGCCGGCGCUGGGAACCAACCCUAUCGGCAUCAACAUUGAAGCCAGUAUCGGAUCGAGAAAUGCGACAACGCCGAGCCAAUCCAAGAAGUUUUACCGUGCUUUUACGUGUGAUAAAUUUUACGAUUGUCUGCUUUAUUUUACUAGGAUUUGGGGAGUUUUAACUGCCACAGUUUUGGCUGGCGUUGGCAUCGAUUUCCUUUACCAUUCCCGAUUGCCUGGAUAUUGGCUAAUAGCCUAUGCAGUGACGAUAUUUAUAGGAGAAACUUUAUGGGUUGCAACUGUGUUUCUGAAACUCACUGUGAGGGCUGAUCACAGAUUUUGGAAAAUAUGGAAGUACUGCACAAUGUUGGACGAUUGGAAGAAAACUCCUCCCUACAUCCUAAUGGGACUCAUGGCCAUGUAUAAACCUUAUAAAUUAUGGCUGGUUUAUUUAGGUGGAGGCUUUGCCAUUUUCUUGGGCCUUCUUUAUUCGAUUAUAUCAGUUUUUCAAAAAAUUUUAAAGAAGAGGAUAGGGAAAAAGGAAAAUCGAUUGGGCGAUUUGGAUAGUUUAGAAAGUAGUAGGUUUGAAGAAAUCACAGAAGUCCUGGACGACGCUAUACCAGAACCAAUGCCCGGCAGUAGCGUGUCGCUAUCUGAUCGUUUGCGUCCAGAUCAAGAAUCCGUCCAUGAAAUAUGACCAGAAGUGCAUCAAACUCCGGAUUUAUUUAGGCAUAUUAUAGACUGCAGUUGGAUGGAAGAGGUGGACGACGUAGAUUUAAUUUUGUAAAUCGUCUUGAUAAGGUCCUAAUUUAAGAGCUUAUGAAUGUACAAUGUAAUAUUUAAAUUUUAAGGAUGACAAAUUUAGUUAUAUCGAAAGUAAACAGUCGAAUCAAAAUAAAACUACAUGCAUUAAAUGUGAGUGGUGUUCAGAGAGAAUUUUGUUGUUACUUUCUACGCAGUGGUGCAGUCUUGAACUGUAAUAUCAAUAUUUUUUCUUGCGGCACUGAGAUCUCUUUGAUGUUCUGAACUAGGAAUGGCAUAUCCUUUUCAAGUAUUUUUUAAUACUGAAUCGAAUUACUCCAUUUGCAAGUCGAUCAUUGAAUCACUUGUUACAAAGUUACUACAGGAUUCAUGAAAAAAAAAAAGAGGACAAUUACACUCUAUAAAUGGGCUCAACUAGCACUUUCUCACUUUUGAACUCAAUUUUUGUAUAUUUUCCCUGUGUUGUUCGAAUAUCCUGCGUUUGGUAUUGAUUCCACUUAUUCGAUACUUUUCAGUUACUAGACGCUUGAUUACUCCGAACUCUGACUCAGAUACUACAGAAGGAUGAUUUGGAGGAUUCUUCCUUGGAUGCUACCUACUCUGGAAAAUCUGGUCCAACAAGAUUUGCAACUCAAAGGUGACAGUCACACGAACUUAUUGCAGAAAACACUGUCAGAAUUCACUAUUUAUCUCCACCUUAAUAUUGAAAGGAGUAGAUAAGCUAUGAGAGUUCAAACUCAAAACUGCUUCCUUUACAUAUCAAUUUUCAAGGCGAUUCAGGCAAAGAUUUCAAGAAUUUAUUCAUAGAUUUCAAUAUUUUCUCUGAGAAGUACAUCUGCUGGACCGCCUCUUUCUAGGCUGCAAUAAUUGAUUGUUUUCAGAGUUUUCUCUGCGACUUUUCCUAAAAUUUGACCGAGAUGUAACAUUCGUCCAAACAUUGUGAAUCGUUGACCCGGGUGUUGAUCAUUCACAGCUCAAAUCCCUAUUAAGAUGACUUGCUAUAUGAGCAUAUUGUGUCCAAAUUUGUAUCGCUUCAUAAAGUGCAAUUUCUUACUUUUUGAGAAACAAUGACAAACCAAUACCCAGUCUUCACUGCAUAUCCAACUUCAAACAGCUUUCGAUAUCCUUGCUCCUCGUCAGUUCAGGGUAGCAGGACAACAAAAGCCAGAACCAGUUUCCCAGGCAUUGUUUCUGUAUCUGCUAGAAUCUAUCAAACCAAUGAUCGAUAAUAUUUUAUGGCUAUACUUUAGGUUCAAUCCAAUUAAUUUUUCAAACUGGUUAACAUUGCAACCAAAACUUUUAUAUUUUAGUUUGAGAUUCUACAAUCUUUAAUCUUUUCUAGUAUGUAAUAUAGAUGUAGAUGUGAUGUUUAAGCCUUAAAACGUCAAUUUUUUAAAGGAUGUUAAUUUUUCCUUAGAGGAAUUUGUAAAUGUUUAUCAGUUGUUGAAAAUAUUAUUUAUUAUGUUGAUUUUAUUCGAGGUAGGAUGGUUUAGUUUUUGUUUCAUGAAUCAAAUCAAAUAUUUAAUGAACCCCAAAAAUAUGUAAAUAUGGUUAAUCAAAUAGAAUAUUACGACUGCUAAAAAUAAUUUUUAAUUAUUGUAUAAAAUUGAACUCGAA